Microbotryum saponariae is the source of this 2081-nucleotide messenger RNA. Lineage: Eukaryota; Fungi; Basidiomycota; Microbotryomycetes; Microbotryales; Microbotryaceae. The record is from the annotation of a GenBank genome assembly.
AUGCGCAACGCCCGCUCCACCCCUAUGAUGGGCCUGAUGGGUGCGUAGCGCCGUUACCCGCAUUGCUCCGUCCCGUGAACCUCGCGUUCUGACCACCGCCUCGCGUCGGCAUCGAAUCCACAGCUCUGGCCGUCGCGUCUCCUACGCUUGUCGCAGGCCAGACCAACUCCGAAGUGCGGCCUGUAGUGGGAGAAGUCACCGCCCAAAGUGCUCGGUCGAUGCUGACGCGUGGCUGUGCCUUCGCAGAGCUCGAUGUCCAGAACGCUUCAGGUCAAGUGAGUCUGUCAAACCACACCCGCGCAGUCGCUGUCAGGACGUCAGGAUACCCAUCCGGUUGAUAACUAAUCUCGGAAUUCGGACGUUCUGUGCAGCUCUCUCAACGAUUUUUGCUUGUUUGCUCCUCCGAGGGCCGGCGUUACCAUCGGAGACUCGGAGGCAUAUGAAGUUGCCUAUUGCACAGCGCCAAACCGUGGCACGCGUAGCAUGCCGGCGGUUCGUUCCCAUCUGCUUUCACACGACCGCGUGCUGACCACCGGGACUGACAUGCUCUCUUCACUCUUAUCACGUCACUCCGCCAACAGGGCACGAUUAAAUCGGCUCGUGAGUUUGACGGUGCUCAAGCCACGCCGAGCAAGGGCUGCGAUCCCGAAGAAUAAUGUGCUGAGGACAUUUCAUACUCGUCCACAGACUUCUUGGAGACCCCGCAUUACACCCAGAUCACCGGCACAGGUGACUUCACCAAGAUUGUGAGCAAUGACGGGUACUUUCAUGUCGUAGUGAUGGCGCACUCUUCACUGAACACGGAAUUCUUUGUCUGCAGAACGUACAACGAGGCGACGAGGUACCGUAGCUGACUUCGAUGGCUACUUCGGACCUGAGCUUCAUCUUAACGAUUAUCCUGUUGACCGAUGAUUGCAGGGUGGCGAGUUGGACCCUCAUGGUGCUACGGGUCAAGGAAAUCCCGUCGGCGGGGUCGUCUACUCGGGUGGAACCCAAGUGUAUGAAUGGCACGAAUUUAUCAGUGACACUGAGUUCUGCAUCCGCGUGUGCAAGCCGUCCGUGCCCGAUGCCUGGUUGUGGUGCCAACAUAUCUACGACCUUCAAGGCUGCGGCUGGAACGAUCCUGGACAGUACGGCAGUGGCUUUGAGUGAGUCUUGUACUUGGGCUGACGCGCGUAGAAUCAGGACGCUGUCGUCUGUUGACACAAGGCUGGUCCAUUCUAUGUAGCACUUGCGAAGGUGAUGGAGCUGAUUACCCGCCGGGUAUCUACCCUGUCUCCGGUGGUGGUUUCACCACUUAUGAGCAAGGAGAUGGAUCCACCCCCGCUCCUCCGGCUCACGCUGCGGGCGCCUCAUCGAACUGCGUAGCUCAAAACACGAUCAAUGGCAAUGCCGGGCCAGUCACUCGCGCGAGGUAAACAACGACGGGCUCUCUUGCAUUUCACGUUUGAAUGCGUGUCUUAAUCAUGUCGAUCACGCAUUGGCCCUUCCCAGCUCCGCCAGCCCCGCCGCCAGUUCCGCGGCGUCAGCAUCCGGAUCCGCUUCGGGGUCCUCUGCGGGGUCCGCUUCGGGAUCUAAGGGAUCCACAUCUGCAUCCGGAGUCUCGAGCCAAUCAAACGGAUCCAGUUCCUCAUAUGCACCGUCCUCUAGCCCUAUUUCGUCGACCAGUAAGUUGUGAUUUCAUGUUCGAGCACCUUGUCCUCCGAUCCGGAGCUCCUCGCAAGUCCGUGGCGUAGCCAUCCGCCCGGUGCAAUUUGUUCAGGGGCUUUGAUUUAUGUUUGCGCGGACAGGCGCGGAUACUUUCGCUAGCUGACAGUGCUGUAUCAUUUUUGUCAGGCGCCGUGGUCACAACUCCAGUUACCACAACGGCUGCUUUGUCUACCACGACCACUACGAGCACGACUCUGGCCGUUGUGACCGUGUUCUCGACUGCCAGCACAGCCUCGACUUCGGCCAUUGCCGCGACUUCGUCCGCGGCCGUCCGCACCACUUCCGGUGCAGUCUCGAUGAACCCCAAAGUCCUAUUGGGGGUGGGCGCAUCUAUUCUCAGCGUCUUGUUCACGCUGGCACUUUUUGCUUAG